Molecule: messenger RNA, 541 nt
Organism: Ictalurus punctatus (channel catfish)
Lineage: Eukaryota; Metazoa; Chordata; Actinopteri; Siluriformes; Ictaluridae
Gene: s100a11
Product: S100 calcium binding protein A11
Exons: 3
Coding region: 61-324 (87 amino acids)
Cellular component (GO): perinuclear region of cytoplasm
Molecular function (GO): transition metal ion binding; calcium ion binding
Source: RefSeq, marked provisional
UUGCUUGCUUCUGCUACCAAUACAGCACUCCUCAGUGUAAAACUCCCAUUCCAGUUAGACAUGGAGUCUGCCAUUAAUGUCCUUGUGGCCCAGUUCAAGACUUUUGCCUCUAAAGAUGGCAGCUCACACACCCUGAGCAAAGAAGAAUUCCAGACCCUUGUUGUGUCCCAACUACCAAACCUUGUCAAGAAUGCCAGUGAUCCUGCUGUGAUCGACAAUCUCAUGAGCUCCUUGGAUGAGAACAAUGAUGGGGAACUGACAUUUCAGGAAUUCUGGCAGCUGAUUGGCAAACUGGCAAGCACACAUGGUGGUUUCAGCCAAUAACUUUACAGGCAAACAAUUUGAAAUAUCUCAUUGACACACAUGCAGGCAAAGGUCAAGUAUAACCAUGACACCUUCCCAUCUAGCUCUAACACAAAAGAGUGUAAGUUAACCAUUGAUGAAGACAAGAGAUGUGAAAUAAAAAAGCUAUUGUAGUCAUAAGAUUAUCUUGGUUUUAUUGACCUUAUUGACCUUGUAAUAAAAGAUUACAUACACGUGA